AUGUCUCUUCGCAAAGGAGUUUACUGCAUUCAGAAUGUUGGAUCAGGUCAACCAUGGGUCGCAACUAGCUCUGUUUCACGCGGGUUACUACCGCUCCCAGUGCCUCUAAGGACGAUAUUAUCAGAAGACAGAAGGACUCCAUUGGAGAUCAUUCCGAUCGACGAUGAUAAAUAUCAACUUAGAGUGUAUGGCGACUUUGUAUUCAGGGAUAAAGAAGACCUCAAGGAGCCGGUUAAAAUUAGUUUCGAAGCAAUAGAAAUCGAGGAUAUAUGGUGGGUCAUUGAACGCGGAAGUAGUGAGGGUCACUUUAGAAUUAAAGAUGUCGUUUCUGAAGGUUAUUGGACAAGGCAUAAAGGCGAAAAAGAAGGUAAGACCGUUGAGAAAUAUGGAGAAGGAGAAUAUGAGAUAGAAGGCGAAGGUGUCCCGAUUCGCCUAGAGCAAGCAAACGGAGACCUUCUCCAAGAGUGGAGAAUCAUACGCAAUUGA
Rhizoctonia solani is the source of this 486-nucleotide messenger RNA. Its product is annotated as peptidase inhibitor i66. Bases 1 to 486 code for a protein of 161 amino acids. The record is from RefSeq and is a predicted model, not a curated record. Lineage: Eukaryota; Fungi; Basidiomycota; Agaricomycetes; Cantharellales; Ceratobasidiaceae. The transcript is spliced from 5 exons.